AUGCGAACCCAUUGCGCAUUGUCAGGAUACACAGGCUCCAUUGUGGACGCAGCGUGCUCCCGGGCGGAAGAUGAGCAGCGCAUCCGUGAAGAGAUCGGAGAUCAAAUUGGGGCUGUGGAUUACGCCAUUGAGGUGCUUAUGUCAGCGGGCAUGUCAACCCCCACUUUGCGGGAGAUUGCUUCCAAGGGCGUCAGCAUCCAACAGGCUGCCAAUCCGGCACUUGCUUUGCCGAUGCUGAUGUUCGGACCUUUCCUGGCCAUAACAGCCUUUACGCUCGUGUUGGAUGCCGUUUAUUUGGACAGUUUUUGGACUUGGAGGCUGGUUCCACUGAGAACCUUAACCUGUUUGGAGCGUAUCUUGAUGAUAAUCUUGAUCCGGCAGUCGCCCCGAGACGAGCGGUGUUUUGAUUACCUGGUGAUACAGAAGUGUGCGGUGGUCUACCUUGCAGUCUUCACGCCUUCGAUGUUUCAAUGCGAGAUGAUUGGGAAACUGUCCUACCAGAAAGACAGCAUGUGGUUUGUGAUCCCACCGGUGGCCUACACAACGAUGUUUAUUUUCGUACUGCUCGGUUUCAGACGUACUGCAAAUCUUCCCUGUGGACUCGGCCCGUGCCUAGUUCAACUUUUCCUGGCUCGGGACCCAUGCGUUCAGCUAGCGGCUGCAGGCCACUGCAUACGGCGCAAAAACACUGCCGCUGAGAGCCCACAGAGCUCAGACUCCGAGUCCGGCACAUGGAGCGGCGCCUGA
Messenger RNA from Symbiodinium necroappetens, 747 nucleotides. The record is from the annotation of a GenBank genome assembly. Lineage: Eukaryota; Dinophyceae; Suessiales; Symbiodiniaceae.